AUGAUUGACCUCAUCCACUUCCAACCUGACAAGGGAGGCAACCCAGAGAUUGUCCGAGAGUCGCAGCGACAGAGAGGAGCCGAUGUCGGUCUGGUAGACCAGGUCGUUGAGCUCUCGGCCGAGUACAGACAAGCCAACUACGAGCAAGAGUCGGCUCGACGCGAGGUCAACAUCGUACAGAAGGAGAUUGGGACCAUCAAGAAGGCCAAGGGGGAUGCGUCGGAGCUGCUCGAGAAGAAGGGCGUGUGGGAUAAGAAGAUUGCCGAGCUGUCGCUGAAGGCGGCUGAGCUGGAGAAGAAGAGGGAUAAGCUCGCGGCGAGGAUUGGGAACAUUGUGGAUCCCAAGUGUCACGUCUCGCUCACUGAGGACGACAACCCUAUUCAGAACGUAUGGCACCCCGAGCCAAACCACAAGGGGAACUCGGAACCGGGACUGCAGGCCGAGGACAAGACGGCUGGGAUCAUCUCGCACCACGAAGUCUUGGCGAGGUUAGAGGCUUUCGAUACGGAGCGAGGUGUCAAGGUGUCGGGUCACCGGGGUUACUUCCUCACCAACGACGGUGUCGACCUGAACCAAGCGCUCAUCAACUACGGUCUCCAGUUCCUGCGGGAGCGUGGAUAUAAGAAGACCCAGGCACCCUUCAUGGUCAAGAAGGACCUCAUGGCCGCCACUGCCCAGCUCGAGGAGUUUGACGAGGCGCUCUACAAGGUGUCGGGGAACGAAGACAUGUACCUCAUCGCUACUUCGGAACAGCCCAUCUCGGCCAUGUUUGCGGACGAGAACAUCGAGCCUGCCAAGCUGCCGAUCCAGCUUGCUGGGUACUCGACGUGUUUCAGGAAAGAGGCGGGGAGCCACGGAAAGGAUACAUGGGGGAUCUUCAGGGUGCACCAGUUCGAGAAGGUGGAGCAGUUUAUUGUGUGCGAGCCAGAACAGUCGUCGGAAAAGCUCGACCAAAUGAUCAACGUCUCGCAAGAAUUCUACAAAUCCCUCGAAAUACCAUACCGAGUCGUCGGAAUCGUCUCGGGCGCGCUCAACAACGCUGCGUCGAUCAAGUAUGAUCUGGAGGCUUGGUUCCCAUACCAGGGAGAGUACAAGGAGCUGGUCUCGUGCUCGAACUGUACCGAUUAUCAGUCGCGAUCGCUCAAUGUCCGUCUCGGGUACAAGAAGGCCGAUGCCAAGGCUGGAUUUGUGCACAUGCUGAACGGUACUCUCUGCGCGACCGAGCGCGCCCUUUGCUGCAUUGUCGAAAACUAUCAGACACCCGAGGGUCUUCGGAUACCAAAGGUGCUCCAGCCGUAUAUGCAGGGCCGCGACUUCCUUCCGUACACUGCCGAGCUGCCCAAAAACUCGACAACGGCCAAGGCAGCGAAGAAGUAG
Molecule: messenger RNA, 1377 nt
Organism: Dioszegia hungarica
Lineage: Eukaryota; Fungi; Basidiomycota; Tremellomycetes; Tremellales; Bulleribasidiaceae
Exons: 8
Coding region: 1-1377 (458 amino acids)
Biological process (GO): seryl-tRNA aminoacylation
Cellular component (GO): cytosol
Molecular function (GO): tRNA binding; serine-tRNA ligase activity; ATP binding
Source: RefSeq, a predicted model, not a curated record